Culicoides brevitarsis is the source of this 2396-nucleotide messenger RNA. RefSeq names its product longitudinals lacking protein, isoforms H/M/V-like. The transcript has 2 exons. The coding region runs from base 445 to 2235 and encodes 596 amino acids. Gene Ontology annotation, cellular component: nucleus. The record is from RefSeq and is a predicted model, not a curated record. Gene Ontology annotation, molecular function: protein binding. Gene Ontology annotation, biological process: regulation of transcription by RNA polymerase II. NCBI's taxonomy places the organism in Eukaryota, Metazoa, Arthropoda, Insecta, Diptera, Ceratopogonidae.
UGAAAGUACCUGAAGCUGGAAAAUUUUCAUUUUUUGAAAAGAUCUUUAGAAACAUCCCAAUUUCUCGCAUAAAUUCGUGUCUCGAGCGAUAUUUGAGUGCAAGACGACAUCAAAAGCGGUUCGUGCACAUUGUUAAAGUAAAAAAAGUGAAUUUUCGGACGAAAUACGGAAAUUAUUGAGGAAAAGUGUUCUUUGGAUUACGUAAAAGCUCGUUGGAAUUGAUCGGAAUCCAGAAAUCUCGGCAAUUUGGUCCCCCAAAGUGAUAAAAUUCAUUCGUAUUUUUGGAUUUGUGACGUCAACCCAGCGCCCGUACACGUAGCUCGCGUACAGACCGUAUAUCGUCGCUUACGAAAUUCAAGGUCUUUGAUGGUGAUGACAACCAAUGGAUAAUCUAAUCGAAUUUCUUUGAAACGACGACGUAAAAGUAGUUUUUUUUUGUGAAAAAUGUCCGUGCAGCAAUAUUGCUUGCGAUGGAACAACCAUCAACCGAACUUUAUUUCGGUUUUUUCGUCACUUUUGCACAGCGAAGCACUCGUUGAUGUCACACUCGCUGCCGAAGGACGGCAAUUGCAGGCACACAAAGUCGUGUUAUCGGCCUGCAGUUCGUACUUCCAAGCACUUUUCACGGCAAAUCCAUGUCAGCAUCCGAUUGUCAUCCUGAAAGACGUGCAAUUUAACGACCUCAAGACAAUCGUUGACUUCAUGUACUACGGCGAAGUGAACGUUUCGACGGAACAAUUGCCGCAAAUUCUCAAAACGGCGGAAACGUUGAAGAUAAAAGGACUCGCAGAGCUGCCCGAAGCUGGCGGAGCAUUGGCAAAACAGGAAAAUGUCGCUGCUGUCGGAAACGGUUCAGAGUCAAUUUGGGGAAGCACGGAAUCUCAAACGGCUUCUGCGCCAUCGAACGAACAACAAUUGUGGCAACAACAACAACGUUGUAGUGUCUCACCACCGAAUGCCGGGUCUCCGGCGAUGCGUCGAAAACGCCUUAAAAAAUCAGAUUCAGGAUCGCAGGAGAGACAUUAUCAGGAACAAGCCGAGGGAAAUUCGAAUAGUCGAUCUGUGAAGGAAGAAAGUGUCACGGAAUCCACAGAAUUGCCGAAACAAGAGUCAACGCAAGACUUUCCCGAAGACGAAUCGAUGAAAAUUGAAGCAGAUGUGCGUGCGGUUCUUGUGCCAUCAUCUUCUGUCGAAGCAACAACGAUCAAUAUGUCGUCUUCGUCGUCGUCGCAUGGCGAAGGCUCCUCAUCGCCCGCUGUUUUAACGCAUUCGCAAUCUGUUUCGGGUACGAGUUCGUCGACAACGACAUCUGUCGGCAGUAAACGACAACGUUUGUUGAUUCGUCAACCGCGUGUCAAGAAAGAACUCGAAGGACAUCUCGUACAAUCAGGCUCAAAUACGCCCGAAACCCCGGAAUCAAGUCAACUUUAUACAACGUGUCUCUUGACAGUUCCCUCGAGUCGCGUCAUGGAACGAACAGCUUCCGAGCCAGCGCCAUCUUCCGCUGGGAAAACGACAAUUGCACCCGCAACAAAUUCACCAAAUUUGCUCAGUGUCCCAACUCAGUCACAUUUAGUCAAGCAACACUCACAUCCGUUGCUGCCGAGCCAAAGUAACUCCGCGACAUACACUUUUCAUCGACAACUUUCGCAUCCCGUGUCAUCGUCGGGCAGUACAACGCCCUCUGCACACACGCAAAAAAGCUCAAUUGAACAUCAUAAGUCUUUUGAUUCGGCAAUCGGUUCGGCUUCGCAUCAAACGCCCAAUCCUCUCGUCGUUAUAAUCCCCGAUACGAGCGCCACGACAUCCGAAACUUUUACGACAAGCACUUCCACGCCAUCUAGCGGAUUAUUAACUGUAGGCGGAGCUGCUGCUGCUUCACACAAAAUGAAACCCGAUGAAUUCACGAGAUCCAUUUCGAGUCCUUUGUCGAGCACAACGAGUCGCGAAUUGCUUUCGCUCGAAAACACAACAACUCGAUCGUCGCAUUGUCCCGUUACGAGACCCGGACCGGCGCUCGGAUGUAAUUAUUGUUGGAAUACGAUUGAUGCGCAUGGGAGAAUUUUGCGACGCAAAACCAAAUAUCACUGUCCCGAAUGUCAGACGAAUUUGUGUAUUGUCCCGUGUUUCCAAGAGUAUCACGAACGCUGGCAGAACGAGAAUCCCCCAACGAACACAGAGCCCGCACUCAAGUCCUCACAGCGACAUCAGUAUGCGAAAUCAGGGUCAAUGUAGAGUGUUACAUGUCUUUUAUUAACUAUGUGUACGAAUCUGAACAAAUUAUUUUUUGGAAAGGAGAUCAAAAAAAUUGGUCUCCUCAAGGGCAAUGUUUUGUGCCCAACAAUUGUAUAGUUUUAAAAAAAGAAGAAGAGAAGAAAUAAAUUUUUGACUUUUGU